This is a messenger RNA of Penicillium malachiteum, 1080 nucleotides long. RefSeq lists its product as uncharacterized. NCBI's taxonomy places the organism in Eukaryota, Fungi, Ascomycota, Eurotiomycetes, Eurotiales, Aspergillaceae. The transcript has a single exon. Bases 1 to 1080 code for a protein of 359 amino acids. The record is from RefSeq and is a predicted model, not a curated record.
AUGACCGUACCUGAUACCCACCAGGGAAAUGGCAUUGCGCCUACUCGCCCCAAGCGCAUCCUUCUUGUGAGCCUUCCUCGAACCGCAUCAAACCUCCUCCUGAAAAUCUUGAACAUCCCUGCUCAACCAAAUGUCACCACCAAUGAGAAAGGAGGCUAUUUCUUCUACCCGGCCUUUGUCGAUGUCGCUCGGAGUGGCUACACAGAGAUGCCACCUGAGAAAUGGACUGAAGUGCAAAAAGAAGAAGUCAGAGCUAUAUACCAGGACUGUUUCGACAAGCUUGAUAACUGUGCCGUCGAGGCCAACGAAGCAGGCAAGACGAUCUUCAUGAAAGAGCAUGCAUCCUGGUUGUUCUGUCCAGCUUCUUUCCAGAAAAUGGUGACUGGCGUACAUGAUGAGGAGUUCUUCAACGCAUUCCGUGUCAAGAUGCCUGAGAGUUUCGGCUCUCCGACAUACUCUCUGUCCAACGAGACCAUCUUCUCAGAUGAGUAUCUUCGCUCUUGGCAGAUGGUGUUUAUUAUCCGACACCCCGCUCUUGCCUGGCCAUCUUACUGGCGAGCAAUGUUGAAGUUCUCUCAGGAAGGAAUCCUUGAUAAUAUUGGUCUGCAGAGAACAACUGUGACUAGUAUGGCUAUGCGUUGGCCCAGAGUGUUGUAUGACUGGUAUAUGGAGCAAGGUACCGGGGUUGUGCCACCUCCUAUUUUGGAUGCAUACGACCUCAUUAACAACCGGGACGCCGUGGCUGAGUUUUGCGAGAAAAUCGGGCUAGAUCCCAAUGUCCUGCAGUUUGAGUGGGAUGCACAGCAGAAUUCUCAAAAUUGGGCAUCUGAUAAAGCCAAGGCCAGUGCCGGCAAUGAUGUGGAAGGCGGACACAUUCGCGCCGCAAAUAUUAUGCUCAGCACAUUGACGCACUCUUCGGGUGUUGUUAAGGAUAAGACGCCCAUGAAUGUUGACAUUGACGCCGAGUUGGUUAAGUGGAAGGCUGAGUUUGGGGAUGAGAUUGCAAAGUCAAUUGAGACUUCUGUGGCGGAGUCGAUGCCAGACUACGAAUAUUUGAAAGCCCGGCGGUUAUUGGUCUGA